GAAUCCAAUACCUUUCUUCACCCACCACUGUUGGUUUAUAUGUAGGUUCGGUUUCACUAUGAAGCUAAAAGAAGUUAAUAAGCCUCAAAAUAACACUUCUUCCCUCUUCUCUUUACUAAUAAACGAUAGCUCUUCCUUCUAAGUUCACCAAUGCCUAACGUGGUCGAAGUGAAGGUGGGUUUACAUUGUGUUGAUUGCAUCAAGAAGAUAUUGAAGGCCAUUAAGAAAAUUCAAGACAUUGAGACAUAUGACGUUGAUAAACAGCUUAACAAAGUCAUUGUUACGGGCAAUGUUACUACAGAAGAAGUGAUUAAAGCUCUUCAAAAGAUUGGCAAGUCUGCUACAGCUUGGGAGGCAGAGCCAGAGACCCAGUGAAGCUAAACGACUCUUAUGAGUUAUUAAUAUAAACUAGCAUUAGGAUUUUGCACAAUCUUGGAUUACAUAUGAAAUUUUUAAUGUAAUGAAACCUUAUAUUCCAUCAUCAUUAAAAUAUUAUCCAUUUUUCUUACUCUGUAAAUUUGUUUUUCUAUUUAUUCCACAAUAAAAGGUCGCAAUUACAAGAACGGUCGUAAAAUUAAAAACUAGGACUACGACGAGUACCAACUACUAAAGUCAUUACUCUGUACAAGAAAGAU
This is a messenger RNA of Cannabis sativa, 635 nucleotides long. Its product is annotated as copper transport protein ATX1. The coding region runs from base 151 to 375 and encodes 74 amino acids. Lineage: Eukaryota; Viridiplantae; Streptophyta; Magnoliopsida; Rosales; Cannabaceae. The transcript has 3 exons. The record is from RefSeq and is a predicted model, not a curated record. Gene Ontology annotation, molecular function: metal ion binding.